UUUUUAUCCCCUCUUUUUCAUGUUUAUUUUGUUGUUGCGCUAAUUGCGUUUAUCAGCAUCUGCAGUAGAAUUCCGAGAUAUUUAGCAAAUAUUUUCUCUAUUUUGUAGAAAGUUGUGGUAAAAAACUAAAACUUGAAAGGGCUAAUAGAGUAUUUGUAAUUUGAUAAGCCACACAGAGGAUCGCAGCACAAAAGCAGGUGAGCAAUAAAAACGCUAAUAAAAUGGACGUAAGCGAGAGUUUCGAUCAUCAACAACAACAAGCUGAUGAUCUGCAACAGCAGCAGCAACAGCUCCAACAACAUCAACAAUUGCAAAUGCAAUGCGAACCCGCUUUUCAGGCACAAAUUGCCUCAUCUACCACCACACCCAUGGCAAUGCCAUUUGCGCUACCAAAUACAAAUGGUUUUGACCAAACAACGAUAAAUCCAUCAUCAUCGCCUCCUUUCUUAUCAUCUGGCCAAGCUAUACCUCUUCCAGCACCGCCACAAAUGAAAUCACCUCUGAUGACGCAACCGCAACCGCAACCACAGCUGCAGGGUCCAGAACAACAGAAUUUCUUAUUACAACAGCAUCGUCUAGGAAACGAAAUUGAUAUUGAUUCAUUGCUUCUUCAACAAUUCAGUUGUUUAGGUACUACGGAUCAUGAGGAUUUGGUUAGACAAUUUCAAAGUCUUAUGAACAACCAAGUGGAUCAAGAUGCGGCGAAAUUCUAUUUGGAAAUGAGUAAUUGGAAUCUACAAACUGCUGUAGGAUGUUAUUUGGAUAUACAUACAUUUCAAACGCUGCCUUCAAUGAAAAUUGUUCAACAAUCUCGUCCAAAUGAAAAUCAACAAGCGUUUAGGUUACAAAAUGAUGGCACUAUUGACUGGCCAAACGGAUGCUACUUAACGGCACCUAGUCAAAAGCGACGCAUUGAAGUGCCUGCUCUGAAACCAGGAGAAACUUGUGAUAUUUUAGCAGAUAUUCAUCCAACCCAACCGGCGAUUAUGUGGAGAUUGUGUACACCUAAUGGUUGGAACGUUGGAGAACCUAUUUGGAUGGUUCCACCUGGAAUGGCGGAUUCACAGGCUGAACUUAGUGACCGCAUGUCGCACUUAAUGUCUACAGACGUGUUGAACAGCGAUAGUUGUCCGCAAGUAAAUGUUGUGAUAUCAGUAAACAUGGAAUGAAAAAGCGUGAUUUGAGCGAAUGCUACGUACGGAGAGUGUUGAUUUAAAUAAUAAUAAUUACUAUACGAUUUCUUUGUUUUGCACUUUUCAACGAUGUUCUUUGUAAUAUUCGUUAGUUUUUCCUAUUUCCUCAUUCUUAUACAUAUACAUAUAUUAUAAUUAUACUUACAUUUCUCUUAUUAUAUGUAUUUAAAAGAAAAAAUUACAUUGGUACUAAUAAAUUUAGAAAUGGUUUGAAUAUUUUAUAAUGCCGUAGAACAGUAAGAAGAACAAUAUUGUAAUAAUGAAAUAUCCAUAUAUACAUACAUACAUAUAUAUGCAUGUAUCAUUUACCCGCAUAUAUAUGUAUGUGCAAAUUUUGUUUUUGUGCUUCUGUUUAUACAUACAUAUUAUGAACUUUGAUAAAUACAAGCAAGUUAUUUUACACGCUCAAUAGAUAUAAGUAUUCAACUUAUUUAGUUUUGGAGUCUAAAAUAAAUAAAAUCUAAAGUUCAUUGAGCUAUGAAA
Ceratitis capitata (Mediterranean fruit fly) is the source of this 1676-nucleotide messenger RNA. RefSeq names its product PAN2-PAN3 deadenylation complex subunit pan3. NCBI's taxonomy places the organism in Eukaryota, Metazoa, Arthropoda, Insecta, Diptera, Tephritidae. The transcript is spliced from 4 exons. Gene Ontology annotation, molecular function: protein binding. The record is from RefSeq and is a predicted model, not a curated record. Bases 222 to 1169 code for a protein of 315 amino acids.